AUGGCCCCCGCAUCAAGUUCAUCAUUGUCAAAGAAGGAACCUUCACUUUUCUCUACUCUAGGAUGCUGGGUAGACCAUGGCUCCAACCAGGUGGUUCAUGACUGGGCUAAUCAAAAAAAACUGUUUCAAGCAGGGAAACGCGGGAUGGAAGGCGGAAGUGAGGAGGCUUUCGCAGCCUUC
Ilex paraguariensis (yerba mate) is the source of this 180-nucleotide messenger RNA. The record is from the annotation of a GenBank genome assembly. NCBI's taxonomy places the organism in Eukaryota, Viridiplantae, Streptophyta, Magnoliopsida, Aquifoliales, Aquifoliaceae.